Magnolia sinica is the source of this 1477-nucleotide messenger RNA. RefSeq names its product F-box protein At5g07610-like. Lineage: Eukaryota; Viridiplantae; Streptophyta; Magnoliopsida; Magnoliales; Magnoliaceae. The record is from RefSeq and is a predicted model, not a curated record. The transcript has a single exon. Gene Ontology annotation, molecular function: protein binding. Bases 8 to 1267 code for a protein of 419 amino acids.
UUUGAUAAUGGCGAUGAUGAUGGAUGAUAAAAAAAGAAAGGGAUGCACAGUCAUUACAACAGCAAUGGAGAUGUUUACUGACAAUGGUGAUAUAAUAACAAAAAUCUUCACUCACUUGCCUGUUAAAUCUCUUUUCAGAUUCAAGUGUGUUUCCAAGCAUUGGCUUUCUCUCAUCUCAGAUCCCACCUUCUCUCAAAAACACUACUCCUUCCACCGACCCUCUCCAGAUUCCUCCAUCUCCUCCUUCUUCCUUCAGCCAGCUCCUAGAAUCUUCGACUAUUUAUCGCCCGAAUUUGCUCCAAUUGAUAGACCUAACUCCGGAGUCCCCGAUCCAUCUCUCUCUUUCUUAGAAGAAGGCUUCGAACUCAAGAAUUCCUGCAACGGCCUUCUCUUCUGUCAACGUAAUAUGGGUGAAGAUAUUACCUACUGUGUUUGCAACCCUACCAUCAUGGAAUACAAGCUUCUUCCACAACUUCCUAAAAACAAGUUCAUCUACUGCAGCAGCAUUGUAUUUGAUCCGUCCAAGUCCCCCCACUACAAAGUAGUAUGCGUAUCACGUACAAAACUCAAACAUGUCGGCAUAGAUAUCUAUUCUUCUCAGACGGGGUUGUGGAGAGCAUCAGUAGAAGCUUUCUAUGAAGAUCGUUGGUUGCUCAAUGAGAAGGGAGUGUUAUGGAACGGUGCACUGCAUUGGACAACUCUUCGUAAAUCAUUCGUCUCCUUCCAUGUUGAAAGGGAAUCCUUUUGGACAACGAAGAUGCCUCCAAAAUCAAGCCGAUCGGACUCCCAGACAUGCAGAUAUUUUGGAGAGUCAAAUGGGCAUUUAUACUUUAUAGAGACUGAUGAUAGUUGCAAGACCAUAUUGCCAAUUGAAUUCGAUAUAUGGGAGAUGGAGCAUGACUACUCUCAGUGGUGCGUUAGGUAUCAUGUUAACCUCGAUGCAAUGGUGAAGGCAUAUCCUGAGAUGUUGGUGCCUAGAGUUAUAUACUUCAACCCAGACAAAGAGAAAUACCCAGAGCGCGGGCCGCUUUGUGUUUCAUUUACUGUAUUGCAUCUUCUUCUUCAAGAAAGAGGGGAAGAGGUGUUGUGGAUAUACAUACCUGGAAAGAUCAUCAAGUAUCAGAUUAGAGAUGGAACCUUUGUGGACUACUAUGAUUUGCCACGUCGAACAUACUAUGGCCUUCAUUUUUCCGGGUAUUCAUGGCAUGAUGUUUUUAAAUUCUCGAAUACCCUCUCAUCCGUUCAAUCUUCACAUUCUUUGUGUUAGUGCUCCUGAUGCAUUUAGUAGGAUGUGAUGUAUUCAAUCCUUAUGAUGGAAUAUGCAAUUUUGCAAAAUAUUCCCAUAAAGACGAAACAUGCUAUGUUUAUAAUGAAGUUAUAGAAAAGAUCAGUUUUUGAAAAUAGUGGUUAAAUUGUAAUUUUCAUGUUACCCAAGCACACCUUAAUGAAAACAUUUUAUGAUAAAUAUAUACGUUCU